This is a messenger RNA of Cornus florida, 855 nucleotides long. RefSeq lists its product as uncharacterized. The record is from RefSeq and is a predicted model, not a curated record. Bases 1 to 855 code for a protein of 284 amino acids. The transcript has a single exon. NCBI's taxonomy places the organism in Eukaryota, Viridiplantae, Streptophyta, Magnoliopsida, Cornales, Cornaceae.
AUGGGGAGAGAAUUACCUUCUGGCAUCACAAAUUGGUUAGAGGACAGCCCUCUUUGCAGCAGAUUCUCCCAUGCUCAAAUCGACACUUCUGGAAUCCCUCUCAAUGCUAGACUGAUUGGCUACAUGUCAGCACAUACAUGGAACUUCCCAAGCAACAUAAUUUCACUUCUACCAAGCCUCCAACACAUUCCCCUUGCUGGUUCAGGUAUUGAUUCAUUCACCUGGAGGCCAUCAUCAACAGGCAAGUACUCUCUCAAGCACACAAUUGAAGCUCUAGCUCUACCUGCUCCACCUGCCCCAUGGUAUCAGCUAGUAUGGAAUUCACUGUCAAUCCCAAGACAUAGAGUCAUCCUGUGGCUAGCAGUUCUAAACAAACUUCCUACACUUGAUAGUCAAUCCAUGGCAUACAAGCACAUCCUGAACCACUGCACACUAUGCCUCUUCUCUGGAGAAUCCUUGAAUCACAUCUUCUUCUCAUGCUCAUUCACUGCUCCAAUUUGGUCCCACUUGCAAAAUACCUGUGGAUUUUACACAAGAUCUCAGUGGAAUGAUUUCAUUUUUUGGGCUUCACAUCACUGGUCAUCAAAGAGCAUUGCAAAUGCUAUUAACAAACUGGCACUUUCAGCAUCUCUUUAUCACAUCUGGGUUGAGAGGAAUUCAAGAAUCUUCCAGGACAUAUCAAGCAAUCAAAACACUGUCCUAUUGAAAAUCACUAAUUCCAUCAGAGAAAGACUCUUGCCCUUGUCACUCAAGGAUGGGGUGGCUGCUCGGCGUGCCCGUCAGGCUUGGGAUCUUCCCUCUUCCUUCAUCCGUCCUCCUCCUCGUCCUCCGGAUGAGCCUCCAUUGCAGCCGUGA